This is a messenger RNA of Eleginops maclovinus (Patagonian blennie), 6658 nucleotides long. It is a transcript of the gene vps37c, whose product is annotated as VPS37C subunit of ESCRT-I. Gene Ontology annotation, cellular component: ESCRT I complex. The transcript has 5 exons. NCBI's taxonomy places the organism in Eukaryota, Metazoa, Chordata, Actinopteri, Perciformes, Eleginopidae. Gene Ontology annotation, biological process: protein targeting to vacuole; ubiquitin-dependent protein catabolic process via the multivesicular body sorting pathway; protein targeting to membrane. The record is from RefSeq and is a predicted model, not a curated record. The coding region runs from base 522 to 1598 and encodes 358 amino acids.
UGGUUCCUAAAAUGGCAGCCGUUUCUGUCAGUGUGAAGUGAAACUUUCCUAUUUUUAUCCAACAUUUGGUCCUUUUCUGUCAUUAUAGGUCGACUGAAGUGUUCCGUUUAAUAAAUUAAGCAUUACCGGAAUACAGAGACAUUGGACUGUUAUCGUCAGGAGCGAUCGCUGACAUUCUUCACUCCGUUUUCCGUCGCGGGAUUGCUGGGCUUCCCUCGGAGUUGAGGUGGCUCAGUGCCUGACAUUGGCUUCAUACGGACUGUUGUCAUCACAUCUCUGAAGGCUUAGUCGUCAGAGCAGACUGCACGUCGGCCGAGGAACUAGCUGGCCUGCCGUUUCAAGUGCGUCGAAGAACGACUCGACAGCAUUCCGUUCAGCGGGGUUUUGUAAGGGCUGGCCGGAGAUUCUGAGGACGUGUCACGUCAGCUGUCACUUGAAAUAACGAGGUGGUGUUGGAUGUCACCAGCAUUCAGUGUCAGGCUGAACUGGGUUUGCUAGCGUCAUCCAUCCUGGCAAAUCAAAUGGAGAAGCUCCAGGACCUGAGCCAAUCAGAGCUUCAGGAGCUCCUGGACAACCCGGAGAAGGUGGAGUCUAUGGCUCUGGAGUCUGACGAGAUCCAGAACAUCCAGCUGGAGAGAGAGAUGGCCUUGGCAUCAAACCGCAGCCUGGCUGAACAGAACCUGGACAUGAAGCCCCGUGUUGAGUCAGAGAAGGAGGUGCUGGUGGAGAGAUAUUCUCAGCUAGAGGCCAUCAGAGAGACCUACAGACAACACUGCUCCCUCAGAGAUGGGAUGGUGGGUCAGGUGUCGCCAGAGGCUCUGUUCUCCAGACUUCAGACAGAGGGCAGCAAAUCUGAGGCAGAGUCAGAGGCUCUGGCUGAUGAGUUUCUGGAGGGCUCUCUGCCGUUGGACUGCUUCCUGGAUCGCUUCCUCUCCCUGCGCUCCCUCGCUCACAAAAGACGGGUGCGGAUAGAGAAACUCCAGGAGAUCCUACGACAGAGGAGCGAUGGCAAUCCCAACGCCAUGACUUCAACGACAGGCAUCAGCCAAGACCCCGAUGCCACCCCUUCUCCAUGGAAUCAACCGACAACCACGGCAACAACAGCAAAUCAGCAGCAGCCAAACUCCAAACCUCAGUCCUCCAGCUACCAGAACGCCUCGCAGCCCGCCUCCUCGUCUGCAGGGGGCCCUGCUGGCCUCCCCUACAGCCCCUACCCUGUCUCCCAACCCAACCAUCCACCUGCGGCAGCAUCAGGCUCCGGCCCAGCCAACCCCUCGUCACAGUUCCCUCCGUACCCAGGUUCUGGGUCUCCUUUCACCCCGGGGGGGAGCUUCUCUGGCCACAGGCCCGCAUUUGGGCCUCCGGCUUCAGCUGCUUGCCCUUACCCCACCCAGCCCUCUUUCCCUUCCCCACACCCAGGCUCAGCGUUCGGCCAGUACACCCCCAGCCACCCUCAGAGUGGCCCCGCACCCUAUCCGGCCUCCUACAGCUAUGGGGGCUACAGCUACCCUGCCGGGCCCCCUUAUUCCAAUUCUCAGUCCCCCACAGGGAGACCCAUCUACAGACCAGGAUAUGGAGUCCCACAGCCGUACUCAUGAAAGCACCACUGCUCCUUUGUCUCAAUUCUUCCUCUCUUUUAUCUCACUUCUCUGUCCUCUUCUCUCCAUUAUUACCAAUCUCUUCUCCUCUUGUAUUUUACCUCCCCCACUCCUUUCUGCCAUGCUGAGAGGUCUCUCGCUUUAUUCAUCUCUGUUGCACUAUUUCUCUCCUCUAGAAUAAGUUUUUUAAACUCUCCCUAUCUCUCUCCCCGUAUGACUCCCCCACACUAGUCUCAGGUUGUUACGUUAUGUUUAAGUGUUAAAACACUUGUAUCUGGCCCUCUCUCCAUCGCCCCCUCUCUACUCUUCCAUUUCUUGUGCGUGUGUGUGUUGCUAUUUGGCAAUCAGAAAGUCCUUAUAAACACACAAGUGCAUUCCCGUUUGUAACACCUCAUCAGAACCUGUCUGCUUCACCGUGUUGUUCAUGAGCACAGUCUGCAUUGAGAAAAGACUCGUAUAGAACAUUUAUGUCCUUGGGCUUAUAAAAUGCAAUUAAAUUGGCAAAGGGAUGGCUGUCACAAAGAUGUCUCUUGUAUUAAGUUCAUUUAAGAUUAAACAAAUGCUUGCUCUGUUCCAAACAAUGACAUACUAUCAAGUUACUGUGGGAGGUAUAUUUCUUUAUGCAUAUCACCUGUGGCAGAGGGACCCCCAGUGUAUCCGCUCACACUUUAUUUCCGUCAACCAAAGAACCUAGUGACGAUGACAGUGCUUCAUUUUUCUUAUUUAUUGAUAACGUUAAGAGGCGAGUUGCUGCAGCUGUUUGUCAUCUCGGUCCGUGUAAAGCCUGUCGCAGCAGGAAGUGGCGAGGCGAAGUGACUAGCUAUGCUUGUUGCUAAACUAGCGCAGCUGGCUAGCUAAGCACUGACACAGUAGCUAAGUGUGAACAGGUGGAAACUUCUUCCCUGUUUUCUGCACUAGUUAAUCCUCUCUGGUUUUUGUUCUCAGAAUUGGUAAUCAUUUCAUUAAAUAAAGCGUUCCUGAAGAGGGGGAAAAGCUCUCCAGGCCAACAAGUUUUUGAGAUAUUUCUGAGGUCAGUUUUUGUGCUGGGUUAGGAGCAAUAGUUAGCUGUAAAUGUCCCUCUGUAAGCCUCAUAUAAGCCCCUGCAACACUCCACUUUUGAGCCAAAGCACAUUUAAAAACCACACUUUGUUAGCCUUCAUCUGUUCCCCACGCGUCACAGAAAUAAGUCACACAUUUUCUUAAAAGGAAGAAGAUUGUUAGCUGUAACUUUGAUAAAGAAGAGAUUCUGAUGGUGUGAACAGCUUCCUGUUGAGCUCUGAUCAUGUGAUCCAAUGUAUAAAAUAAUCAGAGCAGCAAAAAGAAAUGGAUAUGUAUUUAACAAACAUUUCCUUCCACAAAGCCUGUCUGCUUUUUGGACCCGACAGUUAACUGGACAUAAAGGCAUCAUGUUCAGUUGUUAUUCGCUGUCCUUUUUAGCACAUCUCACAUUUGUAGUUUCAUGUAUGCAUUUUAUUCCACAACAGUUACAAAUAGCUAGCAAGACAAUGCAACAGUGCAGUACUACCAAGUGAAAGACAUUACAAUAACCGGAAGAUGUUUGCUAAACCAUGAAUUAGCUAUCUAGCUUAGGCGACAAACGUUAGUUACAGAUUGCACACCUGGUCAACAAAUAAAAGUCACAGAACUGAGGUCUCAGAAUGUCAAAGCCCUUCCUACUUUAAAAAGCUUAGGUUGCCACAUGUCUUAUGGGGCCUGUUGGAAUAUGACCAUUCCCAGCAAAACAUAGAUUUAGGUAGAUUAGCCUGCCACUCUGCACUAGUACAGAUCAGUUAAGAGCGAGUAAAAUGGAGUGAAAGUAAUGACAAUCUAGAUUGUUCUAAGGAGCUGUAGGGUGAGUGCAGACAGGGAGAGCUGCUGAUGUCUGGCACUGACCGUCUGUACCCCUCCGUCUGCAUCCACCUGAAACAGAGCAUCCCUUCGUCCUCUCCAUCCCUCUCCUCUCCACGUCUGCUUGUUGAAUCUGAACUGAUUCUUGUCAAUGAUUACAAAAAGAACAUGUGAUAUCACUAUCGCUUUCAGUGACUAUAAAUAUGCCGCGUGGAGUUUAAUGGAGUAAAAUAUAAAGAUACUACAGAUAAUUCAGAGGUGAAGUACCAUCUCUGAAAACACACCUUAUUGUGAACUGUCCUCUCAUGUUUUCUCUAACAUCUCCUCUCAGCUGCUUCAGAACACAAACAUUACAAGUCUUAUUAUAAUCUGAAAAGUAUUAUCUUUUGCAUUUUUUGUAGCCCCCCCCCCCCACACACACACACACACACAAAAAAGAUAUCCGCUGAAGUAGGAGAAAUGGAAGGAUGCAGGGCUGCUGCCACGGAGGUUGUCUUUAUUGCCAAAUGCCAUCAUUGCUACACACGUUGGACAUGUAUCCACUCUGCGUCCUGAGGGGACAGACCUGAAUCCAGAUCAGCUGCAAGCCUCUUCGUGCACAGCAAGGGAAUCAUUGAGAGAACUCUGAGUGAUGUCAUCAUCUAAACUGAUCAUUAAAUUGGUGUACAUGCAGCGAAAAGGAAGAAAGCCAGAAGGUAGAUGUGCUGUGGUUGAAGGAGGGGCUGUUUCCAUGACGACACAGCAGCAUCACAGGUUUUAUCAGCUGUUCAUUUUUAUAUUUCAGGAUUUGUUGCCCAGAUAAUACGUUUAUUUGUUUUUGUGAGGAGGGGCUUUUACCUGUAGAGACGAUUUAAUGGAGUUAAUGUGGCCAACACAUUAUUUAAACCAUUUCUUAUUAUUUAAAACCUUAUUUUGAGUUUCCUGAGUUUCAGUUGUUCAUUAUCAUCCAAGAUCCAUGGAAUAAUAAUAACUGACCCACACAGGCACAGGUGUGUGUGUGAUUUCAUCAGUAAUGUGUUUGAGCAGCGUUCUUGUCCCUUAUCUGGUAGAAAAGGUGCUUUUAAAAUCUAAAUCCUUUCUCCUGUCAGCGCUCAUAGAUAUGCACUUCAGAAUGUUUCGCCCCACUUCCUGUUCACAAUCUCUUCUUCAUAUAGCUGAUUGUGUACAUUGAGUUUUCACAACUACAUCUCCAUGAUGUAUGUAUGUCAAAAGACUCAUGGAAAAUGUAGUUCUAUUUACAGCAGGUAUAAUAACAUUUAAAGGGAGUCUGUGUAGAACAUCUUUUGUCUGCAACAUGACAAACCUCAUCGAACCAUGUGACCAACAGCUUUGUGGUCGGCCAACCCAGUGACCUUAAUAUCAGUGCCACUGUAUUCACACUGAGGACGAUUCUUACAAUACUACAGAUAUUUAAAAGCAUUGUUUGGGGAAAAUAAUUUAUCCAGGAAAGAGCCACCAGACAUUGUAUGAUUGAUCGAUCUUUGACUGACGAAGAAUAGGGCAGAAGUGUUAUGGGUUGCUCAGAUACUGGUUGCAGAGAGAGGAAUGGUGGAUCACAGGCCCGGACUUAUUUAACAGGAAGUGUUGUAGCUUAAAGACUGUCAUAUAUUUGCAAGAGUUUGAAGUCGUUCUGACAGUCUAUGAAAAAUAAGACUAAUCAACAAAGGUUGUAAAAGAAAAAUUGAUUUUUGUGUACCCCGAGCAUCACAGCAGUCCUUAAAGAAGCUCUCACUGACGGAAUAAACACUGCUUAGUAAAUAAUGUGCUGAUGCCUCAUUGGUUAUCUUUAAAGCCCUUCAUAAAUCCUUCACUUAGUAUGUGUGAUGUUAUCAGUAACUCCUUUAUGCUUUCAAACUAUAGAUUUUCUAAAUCAAGUUGCUGAAUUUAACCUUAUGCAUACAGCUUCGGAAAAAUAAAAAAAAUUAAGAGUUGAGAAAACGAAGAGACCAUUCCAAAUGUUUCUUAAAUCUUUAUCUCUACAUGUAUGGCAGCCAUUCCAGUGUCUGUUGAUUUCCAACACAGAAAUGUUGUCAGUAGUUUAUAGAAUAGGCUACAAUAAAAAACAAAUUUAAAAAAUCAUUUAACUCAAAGACAUACGUAUUAAUAGUAAAACCGGAGAAACUGAUGAUGCUGCAGUGGUCUCCUAAUGUUUUCUGGAGCUGUAUCUGAGCGAGUAAAGACCUCAGUGAUGUUUGGUUAUCAGGAAACACCUGAAGCUCCAUCUGCAUUCCACCAACAGGAGUCACUGUAGCAUCAGCAGCCAUCCUCUCCAGCAUGUCUUUACUCUGGACUUCACACACACAGCCUGAUGCAUCAGAGUUGCACAUAUUCAUGCAGAACGACUAGGAAAGACUACUUAUAAGUAUACAUUUUGUAAUUUGAGAUCAAGUAAAUACAAUUUGUGAAAUAUGGUUCAACAUCCGUCUUGGUUCACAUCAUCUUUGUUUGGAUCCGGUGUCAGGUCCGAGGUCUUAGCUGAGGAACAUAUCAAGAACCGUUCACCUGAAGCUGUGGAAACCCUUGAAUGGAUCAUUCAAAUGUAUCACUGCAUUUUUACCUUACAGACAUUCAAAGGGUGAAUGGGUUUUUACUCGAUCUAUAAACCCAUAACAAAAGUCAAUUAUUAUGAGCCAUUAUUAAAGUAUUUACAGAGUAUAAAGCCUUUAGGAAUAGAACUGGUUCAGAGGCUGAGCUGAGUCUGACAGAAUGUGACACUGCCCCUCCACCUGAGAUCACUACAUGUCAUGUGACUGUUGUUCAUCAGUUAUGUUAUGUAUGUAAAGGCCGAGGGGGGGCCUGCUCCUGACCGUAUGGUGCUGACAUCGUUCUCCAUUUGUACAUCACAUGUUUCAGUUCAGUGCUUCACCUCUCCUCUCACACUAUUUCAGUUGGCUUCGACUCAACUCAACAACGUGACUCCACUUUAGAUCCUGGAAUACUCUCAAGCAUGACACACUUUCAUAUCCAAAUGGCUGCCAAUGAUUCUAAUGAGGAGAAACAAUGACACUGUUUUAGAAGAAGCACAAAAGCGAUGUCCCUGUAUAGUCUGGCAUUAUUAUUAGUCAGAGGGAAAUAACGUUGAGAUUUGCUAUGUUGCGAUGGAUGAAUUAUAUGAUGUUAUGAUGACUGCAGAUUGUUGACUUAAAAACUUUUUGUUGUUUCUCUUUCUUUUGGGUUGUGACUAAUUAAACAUAAGUUGAUCUAAAGCAAAA